Molecule: messenger RNA, 627 nt
Organism: Phytophthora infestans T30-4
Lineage: Eukaryota; Oomycota; Peronosporomycetes; Peronosporales; Peronosporaceae
Exons: 9
Coding region: 1-627 (208 amino acids)
Source: RefSeq, a predicted model, not a curated record
AUGGCGGAUUUUAGCAUUGUUCGAGAGUGUGGUGUCUUCGACGAGAGCUCGGUUAUCAGCCUCCAAGCCGAGCUCAAUGUGGAGGAGCUCGCUGCGAAACGUGAGAGUCGACAUCGAAUUCUUCGGUUCCAACGCGACAAGCGUGAGAAGGAGCUGCCGACGACAGAGCAAUUGCCUCUUCACGAGAAGUCAGCAGCGAUAGUCGCAGAGUCUGGACACCAGGUCGCUCCCAGAGACUACGACCGAGGCGCCAAAGGAGCCUUGGAAGACGCCAACUGUGUGUUUGAGGGGAGCCUCAUUUCACCGGAUCUUUCGUGCAAAUCGGGUGAGGUCUCGAUGGAGUUGGUGACGAAGGUUCGGGACGCUGAGCACUGGGUGCAAGUGCUGGAGAGCAGCGAAAAGAAGUUAGUCUUUGUUGACGUGCACAAGGAUUGGUGUGGGCCAUGCAAGAUCGUGGAGCCGUCCUAUAAGCGCUUGACUACGGACAUCGAGCACGCAGAGCGUCGAGUCAUGUUCGCGACCGACCGCAAGCAGAUCGCAGAUGUGGAUGGAGCGAAUGCAUCGCUACUCGAGCAAUCAGUUAAACAACAUUUGCCACCGAUCGGGAACGACGAUGAAGAAAACUAA